This is a messenger RNA of Pteropus alecto (black flying fox), 1003 nucleotides long. RefSeq names its product phenylethanolamine N-methyltransferase. Gene Ontology annotation, molecular function: phenylethanolamine N-methyltransferase activity. Lineage: Eukaryota; Metazoa; Chordata; Mammalia; Chiroptera; Pteropodidae. Gene Ontology annotation, cellular component: cytosol. The record is from RefSeq and is a predicted model, not a curated record. Bases 6 to 857 code for a protein of 283 amino acids. The transcript is spliced from 3 exons.
GCAGCAUGAGCGCGGCAGAUCCUGGUCACGGGGCGGGCGCAACCCCUGACUCGCACCCGGGCCGGGCGGCGGUCGCCUCGGCUUACCAGAGCUUCGAGCCCCGCGCCUACCUCCGCAACAACUAUGCGCCCCCGCGAGGGGACCUGAGCAGCCCUGACGGCGUCGGGCCUUGGAAGCUGCGCUGCUUGGCGCAGACCUUCGCCACCGGUGAGGUGUCUGGACGCACCCUCAUCGAUGGUUCAGGCGGCCCCACCAUAUACCAGCUGCUUAGCGCCUGUACCCACUUUGAGGACAUCACCAUGACAGACUUCCUGGAGGGGAACCCCCAAGAGUUGGGGCUCUGGCUGCGGGAGGAAGCUGGGGCCUUUGAUUGGAGCACGUAUAGCCGGCACGUCUGCCUCAUUGAGGGCAAGGGUGAGUCCUGGCAGGAGAAAGAGCACCAGCUUCGAGCCACGGUGAAGAGGGUCCUGCCCAUUGAUGUGCACCAGCCCCAGCCCCUGGGUACUGGGAGCCUGGCUCCCCUGCCUGCUGAUGCCCUGGUCUCUGCCUUCUGCCUAGAGGCAGUGAGCCCAGAUCUUGCCAGCUUCCAGCGGGCCCUGGACCAUAUCACCACACUGCUGAGGCCUGGGGGGCACCUCCUCCUCAUUGGGGCCCUGGAAGAGUCGUGGUACCUGGCUGGGGAAGUCAGGCUGGUAGUGGUGCCAGUGUGUGAGGAAGAGGUGAGGGAGGCCCUGGUGCACAGCGGCUACGAGGUGCGGGACCUGCGCACCUACACCAUGCCUGCCCAUCUUCGGACAGGUGUAGACGAUGUCAAAGGCAUCUUCUUUGCCUGGGCCCAGAAGAAGGUCGGGGUGUGAUGCCCCAGUGCAGCCAGUGCCAGCAGCCCUCAUCCACCCAUAUUCCCUAUUAUCUGAGGUGGCACCUAAUAAAGAAAUGUCUCUGCUGCUGAGUGUCAGUGCUUUCUGUAGCUCUCCUGGGAAGCAUCAAGGACCAAGAGCUUGCU